Molecule: messenger RNA, 1913 nt
Organism: Pseudo-nitzschia multistriata
Lineage: Eukaryota; Bacillariophyta; Bacillariophyceae; Bacillariales; Bacillariaceae
Source: the annotation of a GenBank genome assembly
GGACUCAAAACUGAUUGAACAGAUAAUUUGACUAGCUGGAUUAACAUUUUUGAUGUCUCCAACCAGAUCGAUCAUCCAUGAUCCACCAAAAUUUAAAAUUUCUGGAACUGAUCGUCAAUCAAUGAAAUCAUCGAUUCUAGGCUGAAAAGUUUCUUGUUCACCUAUUCAAUGAUUUCCCCGUUCCUCAAGAGAUUCUACCAAAAGAAUGUCAUCGUCAGGCAUCAUAGAAGUUGAUGUAAUUAUACCCGUACAUAACGCAGCACAUACUGUGCGGGAGACUGUGUUGUCCGCAUUGAAUCAAGAAAUACCCACGCACUCGUCGUCACCGUCCCAACUUUUACAGGAGUUUCUAGAAAAGUAUUCUAUUUCAAUCACUGUAUGCUGUUACAACGAUGGAUCUAAUGACGAAAGCCUGGAUAUUCUUCGACAGAUUGAAGCAUCACGAUCGAAACAUGCAGGGAGAGAAGUCACGAAUGGAACGAUUCCAUCUCGACUUAUUGUGGGCUCCAGCAAGGAUGAAAAAGGACUGGGCGCAGGUUACGCACGAAACCGAGCUAUUGAAAUGAACAAUCCCUCUCAAAGAGAUGUCGACAACAAACACAGCGACCACUGCAAAAAAAGAAGCUGUCAAAAGUUCCUCUGCUUCCUGGACAGUGACGAUGUAAUGCACAAGCAUCGGGUUAUUGAACAAACUCUUUAUAUGAUAUCGAUUGUCGAUGACAAAACGCGAGAUCAAACUAUUUUGGGGUGCACUUUCGAUCGAGAUCCUCCUGACUCCACCUGGCACUAUUGCCAAUGGGCAAAUAAUCUGUCGGAUGAAAGACUGAUGCUUGAGAGGUAUCGAGAGCUCACAAUUUUGCAACCCACUUGGUUUAUGCCAUUGUCAGUGUGGUCAAAGGUGGGUGGCUACAUCGAAGCUCCUUCACUUGAGAGUAGCCAAACAGUACUAGAGGUCAAGGACCAAGUCGAAUCGCUUUCAUCGCCACAGAUAACUUGCCUUGUCCAUCCGAAGUACGACACUUUAUCCUCUCUUCGAUUGGCGGAAGAUUUGCGAUUCUUUCACGCACACCUCCAAUCAGGUGGUGAGUUGCGUCUCCACCGAACUGCCUUGGCAACAACAAUAGAUACGACACCAUAUCCUCUCGUCACCUACCGUCACGCAGAAAACGAAGAGUCCCAAAGCUUUCGAACUAGUCGAAAGCUCCUAUUGCAACUACGAACUCUAGCUUUCCAAAACGGAACCAUCCGAGGAAAUCCGCUCUGGAACAAAUUUGUGGUAUGGGGGUGUGGCAGGGAUGGCAAGGACUUUUUCAAAGCGCUGGAUCGAGACAUACAAGAGCGCGUCUAUUGUUUCGUAGAUGUUGAUUUGAAAAAAUUAAAUGCUGGUUACUACGUUGAUACGACAGCUCACCGAGCCGAAAGCAAGGAAAUAAAAGGGAAGCAACAAAAGAAAUCGGGCCGAAAAAUACCUAUCGUGCAUUAUUCCUUCUUAAUACCAGAUCAGAAGAAACGAGAACUGUCACAGUCUGAAUGGAUAUCAACAAUUGCAGAUGGGGAUUCUUUGGUUAUCGGCCGCAUCGACAAAUCAAAAUCGGGAAGCGUUUCCGUUCCAACCAAACUGUUGCCGGCAAAAAAGAAGCAUAAAACGCACUCGGGAACUUCAUCUUCCACCGGGCUCAAUUAUCGCGGGCUUGAUCAGACAGUCCUCUCUCACCUCCCAGUCGUCGUGUGCGUUGCAAUGUAUAGAACAAAUGGAGUCCUGGAGAGCAAUGUGGCGAAAAUCUGCAGAACCGAAGGGAAAAAUUUGUGGCACUUUAGCUAAAGAACUAUAAUUCAUAGUUUCUGCACCAUGGAAAUCCAUCGACUACUUCCGACUACUUUACUUCGCACGACAAUAGAUAGUUCAUACGCCA